This is a messenger RNA of Nematostella vectensis (starlet sea anemone), 1613 nucleotides long. RefSeq names its product adenosine receptor A3-like. Gene Ontology annotation, biological process: G protein-coupled receptor signaling pathway. Gene Ontology annotation, molecular function: G protein-coupled receptor activity. Gene Ontology annotation, cellular component: membrane. The record is from RefSeq and is a predicted model, not a curated record. NCBI's taxonomy places the organism in Eukaryota, Metazoa, Cnidaria, Anthozoa, Actiniaria, Edwardsiidae. The transcript has a single exon. The coding region runs from base 574 to 1458 and encodes 294 amino acids.
ACGUUCACCUCAACCCAGAUAAAAUAGACCCGAGAGCAGCAAGUUUGAAAUUUCUAGUGAAACCUUAACCUUUCAUUUAUAUUGCAGAAGGACCUGACUAUUUGCUGUUACGUAUAUCUCAACCCAGAUAAAAGUAAUAGACCCGAGAGCAGCAAGUUUGAAAGUUUUCUAGUGAAACCUUAACCUUUCAUUUAUAUUGCAGAAGGACCUGACUAUUUGCUGUCACGUAUACCUCAACCAAGAUAAAAUAGACCCGAGAGCAGCAAGUUUGGAAGUUCUUGUAAAAUGUUUUAACAUUUCAUUUCAUUCAUGUUCCACACAAGUACAGGGCUGUCACGUAAACCCAGAUAAAAUAUACAUCAGAAUGUAGCAAGUGUGAGAAGUCUAGUGAAACGUUAACCUUUUAUUCACGUUUCAGAAGAAUCUGUUGGCAGCCACGUACACCUCAACCCAGAUAAAACCGAUACAUUCAGCAGCAGCAAAUGAAGAAGGUCUUUGUUUCCCAGAUUGUACUGUCCAAGAAGAAAGAAAAACAGCUUCGUCAUCAAAUCAAACAAAUCACAAAUCUACAGAAUGAACUUCUCAUUUGAAUCAACAAUAGAGCUGACCACCCCUUGGUACAUUCCCUUUAUCAUAGAGGGAUGUGGGAUAGCCUUUCUGAACAUCCUGAUAAUCGCUACAUUUGCGGUCAAUGCCCAUUUACGCAAGCGCAGUGUCUAUCUUCUGCUGAGUGUCAGCGUCGCAGACAUGAUUGUCGGCGUUACCUUAGUAACCUACGGCCUGUCAAUCUUCUAUGAGGGGAUAAGAAACGACGUUCCUUUAACUUGGGGCUUCCCUGUUGUUGCAUGUUUCGACAUGACAAGCGCUAUAGCCUCGCUUGCUGGCCUCGUACUGGUUUCGCUUGAGCGGAUGGUGGCGGUUGUUUUUCCUUUACGUCACCGUAGAUUUGGCAACCGGCCUUACGUCGUAUCAAUCGGCCUUGAGUGGAUCUCAAGCAUGAUUUUUACACCUCUACUCAUACUCAACACAGAGGCAUUCUUCCUCUUCGCAGCGAUCGGUGCACCUAGUGGCUUACUAAUAAUGUGUGCAGCGUACUUAGCGAUUUACAUUAAAGUAAUGAAGGCAAAAAGACAGGCCUUGAACAUAUCUGCGGGCCAGCUAUGUGAGCAAAGACUGGCAAAGACAUUAUUUAUAGCGAGUGCCCUAUCCGUUCUGACAUGGGUACCUGACAAUUUGGAAGAUCUAGUCAUUAGCCAUAAUUCUGAGUACAACAUGUGUAGUACUUUACUUAGAUGCGCAAACUCGCUAGUAAACCCUUUGGUGUACAUAUUCCGCAUACGGGAAUUUAGAAGGGCAUUGCACACGAUGGUAUGCAGAUGUGCACGUGACCAGCAUCAGCCAAUAAGACGCCUUUGGGCGGAAACGGCAGGAAGCAGUCAAUGUCAGUCGAGAGUUUGAAUCACGAUGGUAUGCAGAUGUGUACGUGACCAGUAUCAGCGCAUAAGACGUCGUGGGGCGGAAACGGCAGGGAACAGUCAAUGUCAGUCAAUAGUUUAAAUCACGUGAUGGUAUGUAGAUGUGCACGUGCCCAGCAUCAGCCAGUAAGACACCGU